Molecule: messenger RNA, 333 nt
Organism: Parnassius mnemosyne (clouded apollo)
Lineage: Eukaryota; Metazoa; Arthropoda; Insecta; Lepidoptera; Papilionidae
Source: the annotation of a GenBank genome assembly
AUGGCUAAGCAUCAUCCUGAUCUCAUUUUCUGUAGAAAACAGCCAGGUGUCGCUAUCGGUCGCCUAUGUGAAAAAUGUGACGGUAAAUGCGUUAUUUGUGAUUCUUAUGUGCGGCCUUGUACACUGGUGCGUAUUUGUGAUGAAUGCAAUUAUGGAUCAUAUCAGGGUCGGUGCGUUAUAUGUGGAGGUCCCGGUGUUUCAGAUGCGUAUUAUUGCAAAGAAUGUACUAUUCAAGAAAAGGAUAGAGAUGGGUGUCCAAAGAUUGUCAACUUAGGAAGUUCAAAGACAGAUUUGUUCUACGAGAGAAAGAAAUAUGGUUUUAGAAAACAUUAA